GAUGUAUUUGGAUUUAUUUCCCCCCUUUUUCCCUCACCUCUUAUUUGCUCCCGAAUGCUGUUACGAUGUGGGAAUGCAUAAAGGUAAGAUUUGAUGACUUUGAGUGCUAAUGUGCGCAAUUGUGGUAGUUCGAUGCUAAAUCGCUAAUGCUAGCAUAACACUGGACUUCAGCCACAGUCAUCAAUGUAUGGAUGUAUUUGGAUAUAUUUCCCCCCUUUUUCCUUCACCUCUUAUUUGCUCCCGAAUGCUGUUACGAUGUGGGAAUGCAUAAAGGAAAGAGAGGCCCUAAGAAGCAAGAUGGAUGUCCAGGUUGCUGUCCUGGAAUACCUUUAUGGAAAGAGAACAAAUGAGGCGAGCACAUCGCAGCUAUGGGCCGAGGUCAUCCAUCUGAGAGCAAAGCUAAAGACGUCAGACGAAAGGAAGCAACAUUGUGCCGAUAAUUUGUGUGCCAGCUGGAAAAUAAUGAAAGACCUUAAACUCCAGCUUCAACAGAAUCACUCAAAAGAGACCGCCAAGGCAGAAGGUGCAAGGAGGACCAUUCGGGAGCUUCACUGGAAGCUGAGGGAGGUGAUAGUGCCUGUGCACAAGAUGAAGGUACAGCUCCUGAACCAGGCUACUGCCAUUCUUUCCACUGAGAGAGAGGGUGAGAUGUCUGCAUCAGAGUUGGAAGAGAAGCUCCAGGUUCUACAAACAUGCAUGGAUCUCUUUGACAAGCUGCAGGAGGUACAGAAACGCAACACGAUUGGCCCUUGCAACAUAAACUGUGAACAAGACACCAUACAAAACCUGUUAGCACAAACUGCAGAGGCUAACAGUCACACAGAGUCAACAAAUUCAGAACUUGAGCAAGAACAUGACGUAACUGAUGGAACCAACCAGAAGAGGACGUGCCACCAUUUUCCUGAUUUUACUCCAAAUUCAAGUCCAGACAUUCAACAUUCAACUGAAGUCGAUGAACAGGAAGAAAAGGUGCAAAAGGCAGACGCUACAGAUGAUUGCAUGCAAGAGGAUGAACUAACUGACUCACAGAAGACCUCAGAAGCCAUUUUGGAGGAGGACAGCAUUACUGAUGCAGCGUUUUUAGAGCAAGAACAAAUAAGAGGAAGACCAACAGAAAGAACCAAUCAGAGGAGCAACCGGUUUCUGAAUAUAUUUUGUUGUGUCUGUUGGAAGACACACUCGGACAAAAGUAAAGAUCGUUUAGUUGAGUUGACUGAUUUCAAAAAAAUAUAUGAUUGAUAUAUGAUUGAUAGUUAUCUUGUUCUCUUGGUUGUUGUUUUCCUUUGAGUGACACGCAAAACAUGGUUUACCACAAUUAUCAGCCAUAUGUAUGUACAGUAUUUGUUGUUAUUGUUCCAUCAGUCCAUACAUUUUCU
Messenger RNA from Doryrhamphus excisus (bluestripe pipefish), 1376 nucleotides. The record is from RefSeq and is a predicted model, not a curated record. NCBI's taxonomy places the organism in Eukaryota, Metazoa, Chordata, Actinopteri, Syngnathiformes, Syngnathidae.